AUGCAACUCAAACUACUCUCUUACGGAUGCUCUGUACUUGAUAAGAAUGAGUGUGGUGAAUGGUGGUGGGAUGGCGCCCCUGUUCUUAGCACAGAGCAUCAGAUCAAAAUCUACUAUAAUGGAAGUCGCAUUCCUUUUUCAGAACAAACUGGAGAGUUUAACAUCCAUCUUGAUUCACAACAAGAUCUUAAAAUGGGUAUCCUUGAGAUAUCUAUUUUUGUGAAAGGUCUUUUCUCCAAUGAUUUGAUUGGUUAUGCCUUUAAAAGAAUUGAAGAAUUCACUAGCAAUACUAAAGAGCCCGUUUACUAUCUUAAGAUCCUUCCCAAUCGAGAUCCGAUCUCAGGCUGGCUCUGCUGCCGUGAAUGCAAAAAGCCCGGGUUUAAGCCACCUAGUAUGGCCAUGUUUUUAGCCAUUUCCGCGCGAGUGAAGAAAAGUACUUUGGUGCCCUAUAAGGCCAAUGCCUACACUGUUUCGAUUGCCAAGUUUCUUACUGGGGAAGAAGUAACUGGCCAGCUCUUAACUCUUAAAGAGAUAUAUAUCUUUCUGUUUCGUGACAUUCGCGACCUUUCAGAACUUAUCUAUAGCGGCCGUGAGUUACUGGGGUACUACAAGUACAUGGACAAUCUAGAUUUCAAAAAACUACCACCCUAUCCUUACUUGGAACAGAAGCCAAUGCUUUGGGAGCGACUGAAAAGACAGCUAUUCCGUCCGGAUGAACUUGAUCCAGAUAAACGUUCAAUUUAUGCCAAGUAUCUACUGGACGUACUGCCAACUAGUCCCUAUGCCUGGCAUGUGGAGUCAGAGGAGUUUUAUCUCCAUCAUUUGAAAAACUACCGUUAUGCCAUUGCACCGUACGGUCAAGCCUUUCUAAGUGUGCAUGCUAUGCUCAAUGUUAUUCAAAAGAAGAUAGCCAAAUGCAUCUGUAGUCCCUGUAAAAACAAAACAAUCGGAGCUGAAGCCAAGUUCUUCCAUGCUUUUACAGGCAUUCCGUAUCAUGAUAUUUUACACGACGAUAGUAAAUAUCUGGAAUACGUUAUGUUUGUGGAGAAAGAGACCCAAACACUCUACAUCACUUUCAAGGGCACCAUGUAUAGUCGCGAGGCCUUGAUUGAUGUAGAUUGUAAAUAUCACAAGUACAAAAAUGGCCUCUACCACAAAGGUAUCUUCCAGGAGUCCCAGCAGUUCUUUAACAACAAACGAGCAGCUAUUCUAGCCCAUAUGCAGACCUACCAGCUAACUAAAAUCCGAACAGUCGGCCAAUCACUAGGAGCCGCCUUAGCUACACUUGUUUGCAUGUUUAUGAAAGAAUCAACUGAGUUCACAGCCUAUCAAACCAGUAGUAUUGGCUACUCGCCGCCGCCCGUUGUCAAUAAACCCUCUAUCUUCAAAAAGUGGGAUACAGAUGAUUGGGACAAUUCAAUUUCCAGUGUUGUUUACGGCAAUGACAUUGUGCCCACGCUUUGUCUCGGCAAGAUCUUUGAACUACGCCUUUUGAUCACCCAUCUUUACACUAUCAGCAUUCAUAGAUAUAAAAACAAAACGGUCUACCUGCGCCAGAUCCUCAAACGGAUCAAGAAAACCGGCAAGUCUAAACUACUCAUUCCCGGUCGGAUUUACAAAAUCAGGCACACCAGAACCUCACCAGGUGUUUUUCUGGUCAAAAGAACGCACUGGUCCGAGUACAGUGCCAUCCGUCUCUCCUCCAAAGCCAUUAUUCAUCAUACACCCGGAGUGAUGCUCAAUGCCCUCAAAAAGUCGCUCAAGUACUUCUAUGGACACAACAAUCCCGAGGAGGAUCUUACUGCAUUCAGCGAUGCCGGCUAA
Molecule: messenger RNA, 1824 nt
Organism: Nematocida homosporus
Lineage: Eukaryota; Fungi; Microsporidia
Exons: 1
Coding region: 1-1824 (607 amino acids)
Biological process (GO): lipid metabolic process
Source: RefSeq, a predicted model, not a curated record